AUGUCAUUGCCGAACACUAUAUACCCUCAUCUGCGUCCAACAGACAACGGGAAGCAGCUAAUAGUCAAUGGCAGACCUUUCCUUUCUCUCGCUGGAGAACUCCAAAACUCCUCCAUGACCUCGGCAAAGUAUAUGGAUACAGUCUGGCAGAAGCUCGCCGACACUCAUAUCAAUACCGUCCUCGGUUGUAUCACCUGGGAAAUGAUCGAGCCGACGGAAGGGCAGUUUACUUUUACCGAGCUCGACAGGGUUAUCUUGGGUGCGAGAAAGCAUGGGUUACGGCUCGUGCUACUGUGGUUUGGUUCAUUCAAAAACGCCUGGGUUAAGACCAAUCCUAAGCGGUUUCCUCGCGCCAAAUUGAGGAAGGCUGGUGGUGUUCUUCAGACUGCCGAUGUGCUAUCAAUCUUUCACGAUGAAGCGCCGAAAAGUGAUGCAAAUGCAUUUUCCCAUCUCAUGCGUCAUUUACGGGAGUUUGAUGGCAGCCACUCUACUGUCAUCAUGGUGCAAGUCGAGAACGAGACAGGCUUGCUCGGUGAUUCGCGAGAUGGGUCAUCGACCGCCGAAGAACGUUUCUCUCAGCCUGUGCCGGAAGACCUGCUCACCUUUCUCGCCCGUGAUUGGGACAGCCUUCACCCCGACCUCAGAAGCAAUUUGGUCCACUUCAAGGCUCAGUCCCAACCACACGGGUCAUGGGUAGACGCAUUUGGUCGAGGGCCACACACGGACGAACUCUUCAUGGCUUACCACUACGCACACUACCUGAAUCAGGUCGCUACGGCGGGAAAGAAAGAAUACCCUAUUCCACUCUACACAAAUGUGUGGCAGAACUAUGUGGGAGAGGACGGGGAUAAUGAUUUCCCUAUUGUUGCAGGGGGCGGUGGUUUGCCUGGUGACUAUCCAUCCGGUGGCGGUACCAUUAAUGUUCUUGACAUUUGGCAGCAGUUCGCCCCGGCACUGGACUUCAUCGCUCCCGAUGUUUAUCUAAACGAUUAUGCUCAGUCUUGUCGCAAGUACCGUCAUCGUAACCAACCACUGUUCAUUCCGGAGCAACGACGUGAUGAGUACGGGGUACGACGGAUCUGGACUGCGUACGGAUCAUACCAAGCAAUCGGGGUGUCACCUUUUGGCAUCGAUACGCUUGAGCCAUCCACCAAUCCAUUCACUAAACACUAUGCAUUGCUGGACUCCGUCUCGCAAAUUGUGCUUGACGCACAGCGUCGACCGGGCUCGUCGGUCGGCUUCUUUUUCGAUGAGCUUGCGGAGAAUGGUUCCGAUCCGUCGAAGCCAGUUGUUCGGCACUACGCGGGGCUCGAGAUCACUAUUGAACGCUGCUUUGUCUUUGGCAAACCCGGUCCGGGCUCUGGCAUGGUGAUCCACCUUGGUGGGGUCAAGUUCCUGUUAAUCGGCUGGGGAUUCCAGGUUCGUGCGACCUCAUUGUCCCCGACAGCAACAUUCACCGGUAUUCUACGGUUUGAAGAAAAGUUUGUCGUCAAUCGAGAUACGGGCGAACUCAAGACGCUGAGAGUGCUCAAUGGCGAUGAGACGCGCAGCGGGAUUUUUGCCAUGAUGCCAAACGAGGACCCAGAUUAUGGAGGGUUUCCUAUUUGCGUGACGAUCCCGGCCCGUACUAUGAUCGCUGAGGUAGAAUUCUACUCGAUUGAUGAUGAGACCGCUGUGUAG
Molecule: messenger RNA, 1680 nt
Organism: Aspergillus oryzae RIB40
Lineage: Eukaryota; Fungi; Ascomycota; Eurotiomycetes; Eurotiales; Aspergillaceae
Product: putative beta-galactosidase
Exons: 2
Coding region: 1-1680 (559 amino acids)
Biological process (GO): carbohydrate metabolic process
Cellular component (GO): beta-galactosidase complex
Molecular function (GO): beta-galactosidase activity
Source: RefSeq, a predicted model, not a curated record